GUUACCAAACACAAAACAUUGGCCUUGAAAGUGACUGUAGUGUGUGAGAUCCGGUAGUGAACGCAAGUAUGUCAGUGUGCUUUUCUGGCGCGUGUUAUGUUGUCUACUAACUUGUUUUGUAAGCACCGUAAUGCAAGACGAGACUGACACGGAGCCCACCUCUGGGUAUUGGUCGUGGUGGCCAUCUUGGAGGCCGACAUCGAUGUCCUUGUUGAAAAGUGCUGAGGCUAAAAUUCUUGCCUGUGUCCAAAAUGACGUGUGGUCCAGAUUUGUGACACUGCCCAAUCAAAACAGAACAUGGACCCUUAAAGUGACCAACAAGACAUCACGCAAACCUACAAACCAAGCCGCUCAGACGCCUCUUGUUAUGGUCCAUGGGUUUGGAGGUGGCGUCGGUCUGUGGAUUCGUAAUCUUGACGCAUUGAGUCAAUCUCGACCCGUCUACGCCUUCGACCUGUUGGGCUUCGGUCGUAGUUCCCGCCCCUCGUUUCCCUCUGACGCAUCAUCGGCUGAAGAGCAGUUUGUUAGUUCCGUAGAGCAGUGGAGACAAUCAUUGGGACUGGAACGCAUGAUCCUGUUGGGCCACAGCCUGGGUGGUUACCUGGCAACGUCAUAUACUAUUCAGUAUCCUGAGAGAGUCAGUCACCUCAUCUUGGUGGAUGCGUGGGGUUUCCCCGAACGACCCCAGCAGCAGGUACAGGGCUCAGGAGGUCAAGGGUCAGAGGUUAAAAGGGUAUCACCACCUCGCUGGGUCAAAGCUGUGGUUUCAGUGGUCAGCCUCUUCAACCCGCUGGCCGUCAUCAGGGCGGCUGGACCUUGGGGUCCGGGGCUGGUGAACAGAUUCCGUCCUGACUUCAAGAGGAAGUUUGAGGAUCUGUUUGAUGAUGACACAAUGACACAAUACAUUUACCACUGUAACGCUCAGAACCCCAGUGGAGAGGUGGGUUUCAAAGCCAUGUGUGAGUCCUUUGGCUGGGCGAAGAGGCCGAUGGUCCAGCGCGUGAAUUUGCUGCCACCCUCGAUGCCCGUCACCAUGCUUUACGGCGCACUUUCCUGGGUGGACAGCACCACUGGAAACACGGUGGCUCAGAUACGAGGCAAAAGCCCCACCAGUGUCAUACUGAUUGAAGACGCAUCCCAUCAUGUGUACGCCGACCAGCCGGAAGAGUUUAACCGAGUGGUUCAGAAUAUCUGUAAUACUGUAGACUGAGAUUGAAGAUGAAGUAUUACAGAACAAACUCAAUGUCACAGGAUUUCUGAACAAGGUCUGUAAAACACAGCCUGAAGAGAACUGCCAAAGUUUACUGAUCUGGGAUCAGAUCACUCGAGUGCCCGUUCGAUUCAAACCUUUAGAACAAAGCUGUUCUGAGGCUCAUUUUAGUGUUGGUGGCCUUUAAUGAUGUGGAAAAAAGGAUUGUACUGCUGAAUUUAUUUCUGUAUUUCUAUCCUAUAUUUUUUCAGUAUCCUAUAUAUUCAUCCUAUAUCAAAUUUAAUUUUCAAGUACUGAGAGGGUCUUGAUAAAAGAUGUUAAAAGAAUGUUUAAAAAUGUCAGUCGUUGGACAGUCAUAUUGACUUAGAGUAUAGGGGUUAAAUGUACAGUAAUAAUUGUUUCAUUUACAUUAUAAAUAAUUGUCUGUAUUUUGUUAUGUGCACGGUGCAUCUUAAUAUAUUGUUGUACUUUGAACUCUGUUUUGUCCGCUUUAUUUUUAUUUUCAUGUUAAUAUUUCUCUGAGCCCUUUGUUUCUGAUGGUUUGAGAAUUAUAAAAUGUCCACUAAGAGGCGCCAGCUCCAAGAUUUUGAUAAAUCUACAGAUUUAAAGGGAAAUUCUGUCAUGAAUUUCUCCCCCAAAUUGUUCCAAACCUGUAUACAUUUACAUAUACAGGAUAUCUGGAAAAAAUGUUAGCAACUGACAUUUCUGGGACAUCAUUGACCGCCAUAGUAGGAAAAAUUCAACAUAGUCAAAGGUGCCCUAGAACUUAGUUAGCUUUCCUAAAUUCUUAAAAAUAUCUAAUUUUGUGUUCAACAGAACAAAAGAAAUUCCUUAAAUAAAUUGUUAGAUUGCUUUGGAUAAAGACAUGUACUAAAUGGAAUGCAGAGAAGAACGGGGCGAAAUCUAAUGCUUUUUGGUUGUAGUUCAAUCAUCGUCAAAUGUUAACUUGCUAGAAAAUUCACUUUGAAAACAAAUAACUCCAUAUUAUUCCAUGAACUAAAGCUGGAUAUUGUUUGCACAUCUAUCUUCCAGUCAUCCCUCAUGUUACAUCCUUCUAUUAUAAAUCAAUACAUAUGGAUAGAUAGAAAAUGCUGCACAAUUAUAAGCCAAGAGAACAGUUGCUAGGUAUGGCUGACAUGUUUUAAUAUGGUGCUUUGUUUUUGGCAACAAGGCAGUGGUAUAAAGGAUUGAAUAAAAGGUUGAUUAUGACUUGCACACCCAACUGAGAAAUCGAAAAGAAACAGGCUAUGAUUAAGAAAUUUACUUUGCCAAAAUUUGCUUUCCUGUAGCUCAGUGGUUGGAGCAGGCUUAGCAGCUCAUUGGUUCGAACCCAGGGAUUGCACAUAUACUCAGAUAAAAAUGUAUAGUAUAAUGCAAUGUAAGUUGCUUUGGAUAAAAGCGUCUGCCAAAUACAAGUACAAAACACUGUUUCCAUGAAAACCCAUCACAGAUUCACUGAUGACUGUGAAACACAAAGCACAAAUCGGUCGACCUUCUUUAACUAUAUGCUCAAUAAAACAUCUGUGUUACAGUUAACCCUGCUCAACCCUAAAUGUAAAACUUAACAAUAGAUGGAAAACAUCUAGGCCCGAUUUCACAAACAAGGCUUAAUGCUAGUCCCAGACUAAAAUGAAUGUGUGACCUGUCUUAACUCAGUAUAACUUGCCCAGAAAUAUCUUAAAAUGUAUCAGUGCCAUUGUUUUGUCUCAAAAUGCACACCAGUACUGUAUUCUAAGAUAUUUUUAUAAAAGUGACAUAAAAAUCUUAAUUCAAUCAAGGCAUAGCCCUGGCUUAAGAUAAGCCGUGUCUGUGAAACUGGGCCCUAAUGAUCUUAACAAUGUCUCAGAUUUACUGCAUGCACGGAUCCCUGACAUUUUUGAGACAACAUGCAUAAAGUUUUGUUCAAAGCCACUAAAUUAACAUUUCUUUAAGGAUAGAACAGCAUUUAGGGGUUAAAAACCCACGGUUGCAGGCUUUUAAUCAAAACAAACUUUUAUCAUUUCUUUUGACAAGGUUUGGUUUAACAGAGAAGGCUUAAGACUAGUCUCAGAAUAAAAUGCAUGUUUGAGCCAUUUUAACCGAAAACAACUUGCACGGACAUCUCUUAAAAAUAUAUCAAUACAAGACUCAAGAUUCACACCAGUAAUAUUUUUUUAAGGCACAUUUAUAAAAAUACACAAAUGUCCUAAUUUAACUAACAUUCACUCCUGGUUUAAUCCAAAACGUGUCUGUGAAACCAAAAGUGCACCUUACAUAUGUUAUAAAUAGAAAUAUAUGUUUUGAUAAUCAUAUUUUUAUCAUAAGCACCUUGUGCCCUGUUAUUUUGUUCACAUUUAAUUUCUUGUCUUUCUCAAGUGUUUGU
This is a messenger RNA of Triplophysa rosa, 3572 nucleotides long. RefSeq names its product abhydrolase domain containing 4, N-acyl phospholipase B (gene abhd4). The record is from RefSeq and is a predicted model, not a curated record. The transcript has 7 exons. Bases 131 to 1210 code for a protein of 359 amino acids. Gene Ontology annotation, molecular function: phosphatidylcholine lysophospholipase A1 activity. Lineage: Eukaryota; Metazoa; Chordata; Actinopteri; Cypriniformes; Nemacheilidae. Gene Ontology annotation, cellular component: lipid droplet.